AUGAAUCAAUCAUCUAUGGAAAAAAAAAACAAUUUCUUAAAAGGAAUUGGAAACAAAGAAACUGCACGGGAAUUAUUGCAGAUUGUAAUGAACAAUUGUGAAAAAUUCCACUUUAAAAUUACCAUAAAAGACAAUAGGGAAAUAUUAGGCUCCUUAACUUAUGUAGAUAAAUAUUAUUUAUUCCUUACAAAUAGUGAGGAGCAUUAUAAAGGUAGCAAAAGUUAUAUACGAAAUUGCGGUGACAUUUUAAUCCCAUUACAUAUAAUUAAAAACAUUGAAAUUGAAAAAAGUUAUUUUGAUAGGUGUUAUGAACAAUUGGAAAAAGCAUAA
Messenger RNA from Plasmodium adleri (nom. inval.), 330 nucleotides. RefSeq names its product conserved Plasmodium protein, unknown function. The transcript is spliced from 3 exons. Lineage: Eukaryota; Apicomplexa; Aconoidasida; Haemosporida; Plasmodiidae. The record is from RefSeq and is a predicted model, not a curated record. The coding region runs from base 1 to 330 and encodes 109 amino acids.